This is a messenger RNA of Girardinichthys multiradiatus, 2908 nucleotides long. Its product is annotated as midasin-like. NCBI's taxonomy places the organism in Eukaryota, Metazoa, Chordata, Actinopteri, Cyprinodontiformes, Goodeidae. The record is from RefSeq and is a predicted model, not a curated record. The transcript is spliced from 4 exons. The coding region runs from base 26 to 901 and encodes 291 amino acids.
UGCUUCCGCAGGUCAGAGGAACAUCAUGUCUGCUUCAUCUUGGUUCAUCGGCUGGAUCUUACUGUCAGAAGCCUUCUUCUGUUGGUCUGAAUAUCGGAGAAACAUCUCAGCUGAACCUGGACAGAGCGUCACUCUGCCAUGUCAGCAUCCUGACAACUACACCCUCAUAGCUGUAGAGUGGAGCAGAACUGAUCUGGGGGAUAAAUACGUCCUUCUCUAUCGAGACCAGCAGAUGGAUAAAUCCUAUCAGGAGCCGUCUUUCUCGGACCGGGUGGAUCUUCAGGACAGACUUAUGGAGGAUGGAGGCGUUUCUUUGGUUCUGCAGGACGUGAGAACUUAUGAUACAGGAACAUAUGAGUGCAGAGUGGUCCACAGUGGCUUAAGUGAAGCUAAAUUGAAUAAUGGUCCCGUCUGCACCAUCCACUUGGAUGUAGCUCCUCCUCCUCCAGGGAACAAAGAUGGAAACAAAGAGGAUGAAGAGAACCUGGAUGAAGGGAACAAGGAUGAAGGGAACAAGGAUGAAGGGAACAAGGAUGAAGAGAACCUGGAUGAAGGGAACAAGGAUGAAGAGAACCUGGAUGAAGGGAACAAGGAUGAAGGGAACAAGGAUGAAGGGAACAAGGAUGAAGGGAACAAGGAUGAAGAGAACCUGGAUGAAGGGAACAAGGAUGAAGAGAACCUGGAUGAAGGGAACAAGGAUGAAGGGAACAAGGAUGAAGGGAACAAGGAUGAAGAGAACAAGGAUGAAGGGAACAAGGAAGGAGUGAAGGAAGGAUCCAUUGUUCUGCCAGUUUUCUUCAUGAUCCUCAUCUUCACUGUAGCUUUUCUCAUUGUUAGAGUUCGUUGUGUCAGACCAAAGAUCUUCAGAGAGAUGAUGCUUAAAAGAAGGUUAAAAUGGUAGUCAGAGCCUCACGAGGAGUUCCUGUGAAACCUUGAGCCGGCCCAAUGUAUAAGUCCCAUGUAGUCACCUUCCUGGUUUCAGAGUCAUUAUUUAAAGCCAAUUGAAUGUUUUCUGCUGGCAUAUGAACUGGACAAUGUUUGGUGCACGUUGUUGUAUCUUGGUCAGAAGGUAAAAGUCUUUUUUCCGUAGCUGCUUGUGAACGCAACAUUGAAGUUGGGCCCUGCUCCUCAGCCAGCGCAGCGGGGACCUGUUUCUACAGACAGGAGUUCUGAUCAAUUAAGGUAACUUCAGGUUCAGUUCAGGUUCUUCAGCUGGGUCCCUUCUUACCUAGGUCUGUCACCAUGGCAACAUAUCCUGGAACCCUGACAUGCUCUAGAAUAGGUCAGGGUUCCAGAUUAGAGACAAAGACAGCGCCACCUAUUGAUGAAUCUAUGGACUUGACUCUGCAGGGUCUGAUGUUUUCUUCUCCUCUCAUGUUCCAAUGUGACGUCUUCUGUUUCAUUUUUAUCUUAGUGGGAGAAGCUUUGUUCAUGUUAAACUGAAGGUUAAACAGUUUUAUUUCUUCAUAAAAACUGUAAAAAUUGAAGGUAUUUAAAGGGACAAACCAGCCGCCACAUGUUCUCUGUUGCAUCACAGAGUCUGGAUGACAGAGAAGGAGCUCAGGAACUCACGGUUCCUCUGUAGUUCUGGCCUUCAGCUUAAAGUUGUUUUACUGCUGGAAGCUGAAGCUCCACCCUGCUUCAAGCUCAUUGGAGCAUCAUCUGGCUGACUGCAGACGCUCCUCGUUGCAGCACCCUGCGACCUUUGGAGACCAGACCUGGUUAACCUCUCCAGAACUGGAGCUGAGGAACCCGUUCUGUAUCAGUGUGCUUCAGCCUGACGUGUCUGAUCUGGGUUGAAGGACCCAAAUGACACACGGUGAUCCAGGAUUGUCCUAGAUUUAGUUCCACCAACUCUGACUAGCUUCUCUGGCGCUGCUGAAGAAAAGCAUCCCCACAGCAUGACGCUGCCGCCACCAUGUGUCACUGUGGCGAUGACGUGGUUAGGGUGUUAGCAUUUUGGAUGUAGACCAAUGGUUUCCUGUUUGGUCCGAUCUGAGCUUAGAACCUUGUUCCGCAUGCUCUGACUGCAAACAGAACUUCUGCUCCCUCAUUGUCCACUAUGUCAACAACAAUAACAACAUUACAUGACAAACUGUUGUUCCAUAGAGAGAUUUACCUGCAGGAGCUGUGGAUCUCUGCAGCUCCUCCAGAGUUACCAUGGGCCUCUUAACUGCUUCUCUGAUUAAUGGUCUCCUUGCCCAGCCUGUCAGUUUAGGUGGACCUCCAUGUCUUGGUAGGUUCAUCCUCUCUCCAUGUUCAAAUGAUGGAUUGAACAGAACUCUGGGAGAUGUUCAGAGUUUGGCAUAUUGUUGUAGAACCUAUUUUAAACAGUUUUAUCUAAAGUGGAACCAUCCUUACCUUUUAAUGGUUCUGAACGGUUGUUUCUCUCCUUCGUUAGCUCCCAGCAGGAUUACUGGACCUCCCUGUAUGUUGUCAUGACUGGAUCAGAAUACUGCAGCUUGUUUCUGAUCAUGAACAACAAAGCAUGAACAUAUCUCCUCAGUUCUCCCUUCCCUGGAAUUGAUUUUAAAGUUUUAUUGAUUACCUUUAAGGCCCUGAAUGAACAGGCUCCUGUAUACCUGGCUGACCUCCUGCAGCCUUAUGUGACCUCUAGAUCCCUUAGAUAUAAUGAUCAUUUGCUUCUAGUGGUCCCAAGGUCCAGACUGCUCCACAGAGGUGAUCAGAUCUUUGCAGAACCAGCUCCACCUUCAGAUCAGACAGACUUCAACUCUUUUAAUAGAGCAUAAGGCUGACUCAUGGUUUUAUUUUGUCUCUUGGUGUUUUUAACCUAAUAUUGUUGUAAUAUGUUGUUUUAGUGGCCGGUUGAUUUUAUAUCUGCUAUAUACAUAAAACUGAUUUGAUUGAUUUGAACCCUGCAUUAAACUUCUCCACAGCUUCUCCCUGA